Physella acuta is the source of this 3156-nucleotide messenger RNA. RefSeq lists its product as uncharacterized. The record is from RefSeq and is a predicted model, not a curated record. Lineage: Eukaryota; Metazoa; Mollusca; Gastropoda; Physidae. Gene Ontology annotation, cellular component: nucleus. Gene Ontology annotation, molecular function: DNA-binding transcription factor activity, RNA polymerase II-specific; protein binding. Gene Ontology annotation, biological process: regulation of transcription by RNA polymerase II.
CAGCUGACACCCUCUGCUAUGCUUUUUUAGCCGAGUCGUCAUGGAUUAAAUUUAGGGGAAACCGGAGGACUAUCGUCCCUGUUUCGACCGAGAAUGGCAACUUGACAGUAGAAGCUCACUGACACCAUGGACACGACACUGCACUACACGUCCGUCAGUCACGCUGACUCGCUGAUGGGCGCCAUCAACAAGAUGAGGCUCAACUCAGACCUCUGUGAUGUGGCUGUUGUCAUCGGAAACUUUCGGAUUAUGGCUCACAGAAUUAUUCUUUCUGCAUCCGCACCAUAUUUUUAUCAGCUCUUUCAGCCAUGUCACCUACAAGCCUCCCUUAAAGAAUAUCACUUGGAUGAUAUUGACGAGACGGCCGCCUUAAAAAUCAUUGAGUUCUGCUACACGUCCGCCAUCUCGCUUGACGACGACAUCGUCUGGCCACUCCUUAGUGCCGCUGACAAGCUGGACUGCGCUGAAAUCUCACAGCUGUGCUGCGACUAUUUGUCUUCCGCCCUGGAUGCCACAAGUUGUCUUCCCAUGCACAAAAAGUCGCUGCAGUUCAACUGUUCUAAGAUGUUAGACAAGACCAGUCAGUUUAUAGCCGAUCAUGCGGAACAGCUGUGUGCCAGCCCCACCCUCCACUGUCUGGCGCCACAAGAGCUGGUCACUCUACUGACCAGUCUGAGAGAUGUGUCCUGGGAGGAGGACAAGUUGUUGCCCUUUGCUGUUGCCUGGCUGGACAGGAAUGGUGGGAGGGGUCAAGUUGUCCGUCAGUUGGUGCAAGAGUUUCCAGAUUUAUCAGACAAACUCCAGCACUUUCUGCGUGCUGAUGGUAACAUGGAGGUGAACGUUCUAGAGAACUCACACAUCACUGACAAUUUUGGUCAAGUGCUGACCUACAGUCACGCCAUCGCUCCGGGUCCUCUUCUCUCUGACCUCAGUGGGGUCAUGGAGGCGCCACUGCAUGUCUGUGUCUCCUGCGGAGAUGCCUUCGACACGGCGGGCGGUCUGUCCUGUCACAUGCAGGUCUGUGAGGAACUGGUUCAGACCAGCAAGGAAAGACGCGGAGUCAGUGAGUCACCCCAACUACACACCACCAAGGGAAGAUGCGGAGUCAGUGAGUCACCCCAACUACAGGCCAGCAAGGAAAGACGCGGAGUCAGUGAGUCACCACAGCAUGAAGGUGUUGACUCUGUAGACAGCUGCAGGACCAAAGACAGCGCCAACGCUCCAGGUUCCUGCCUGUCUGACACACCAGAGAAAGGAAAAACUGUUGCGGGGGGUUGUGGUGAGGGUGUGGAAGUUGGUGUGGCUGUGGUAGAUAAGCUAGACGACUCUCAUUUAGCUAAUACACCUGGAUUAACUAAUCCAAGUAAUCCAUUGAGAUUAACUAACCCAAGUAUAGUAGCUGGUUCAGCCUAUCCUGGUGACUUAUGUAACAAAUUAAAUCCUGUAACAAACAGUGGCAUGGGGGUGUCACUGUCCGGUGGUGAUGUCACAGUUUUCCCAUCUGACAGUGACAAAGACAUCAUUAAUAGCCAGGGUGUCAAUGACACCAACAAUAAUGACAUUAAUGACAUACCCAGCGGUGACGAUGACUGCCAAGACAACAGUGACGAUGCUAACAUCGAGAUUGACGUCGUUAAUGAUGAUGGGGAAAGUGAUAGCCAGUCCCCUCACAGCCAGUCCCCCCACAGACAGUCCCCUCACAGACAAUACCCCCACAGACAGUCCCCCCAAAGCCCCUCCCCCAUGAAACAGAAUUAUAUUAGUUAUAUGACACCUAUGGAGGAAACAUUUACAUGUAAGAUAUGUAAGCAGGAGUUCUGUAAGCGUAAGUCCCUGGCCAAACAUUGGAGAGUUGUACACGGCUUACAUCAGGACACUCAGGGAGGGGGGGAGGAUUGCUCAGACCAGGAGGGAGGGGAUGACGUGGGUGAGACUAAGAAGCUGAGGACAGAUGAGGUGGGUCAGCUGGAGGGGUCAUGUGACCCCCAGUCCAAGAUGGAGGCGCUGGACCCCCAGUUCCUGAUGGAGCAGUACCUUAAGCAGUACAGCCAGUUCACCAGGUGGUACGUGGAGCACGGCCUCAUGUUCUGCCCUCUCUGCCUCGUCUACCAUGCCAAGGGCAGCACGUGCCCUCGGGCAGACGCUGCGCCAGACGGCCAGGUGAAGCAGGUGCUAAGCAGACGUGAGGACGACCAGAGCAACUGUAAAGACGAGGACGGUCCGCUGGACAUGAGUAAAACUUCGCCAACUUUUUCUUCCCCCCAGUCCAGUCACAUUGGAGCCCAGCCAGGGGCAAAUAACUCUUCUGCCUAUGUGUCAUCUCCCCUUGAUAUUUCUUCCUACUACACAUACGCCCAUAUGUUGGCUACAGCAGGCAGCAGUGACAGCGUGGACAGGAACCAAUACAGCCUGUUUUACCCUGAUACCCAGUCGGUGUUGAGAUCCAUGGAUUUUGCUGGAGAAUCCAUCUACAAUCCAUAUCACCGGAAUUCUUUGUCAUCCACGUAUCCACUGAGUUUAGUGUCCGAGGCCCGCACAGACUCCCCCAGUGUGUCCAGGUACCCAGCCACCCCCCAGGACUCCGGGCCCAUGUACAUGGCCGCCCCCCCAGGUCCACAGAAAAGGAAACUGACGUCCCGUCAAGGCUUCCCCUGCACUGUCUGUGGUAGGGUCUUCUCGUACCAGGCUGCUCUCUUCACCCACAUGCGCACGCACUCGCCAUCCAGCCGCACGUACGAGUGUCACCUCUGUCACCAGGUGUUUGCGCAGGCCCCAGACCUCAAGGUCCACGUAUGCCCCAAUGGCGUGGAGAAGCCGUACAACUGCUCCAGCUGCGGCCAGACUUUUGCCAAGAACAUCCACCUGAAGCGCCACCUGGCCACCCACUCUGGACUCAAACCCUACCCCUGCUGGGUCUGCGGCAAACGCUUCAGUCGCAGUGACCACCUGAAGCGCCACACCCAGAGCAUCCACGCGGGGUCAAGGCCACACGGCUGCCAUCUUUGUGAGAAGGAGUUUGUCAGGAAGUACGAGCUGAACAAGCACAUGCUCACCCACAGCGUGGAGAAGUUGGGGGCGGAGGGGGAGCAAAACUCUGGCGCUGGCAUCACACAGGACCUUUCUGGAUGGAGCACGGAGCCAGGUGUCAAAAGUUGA